Molecule: messenger RNA, 4416 nt
Organism: Sciurus carolinensis (gray squirrel)
Lineage: Eukaryota; Metazoa; Chordata; Mammalia; Rodentia; Sciuridae
Gene: Neto2
Product: neuropilin and tolloid like 2
Exons: 9
Coding region: 336-1913 (525 amino acids)
Molecular function (GO): protein binding
Source: RefSeq, a predicted model, not a curated record
GCCACUUCAGUGGAUCCCGCGCCGCGGCUGCGGGUGGAGCGGCCGUAUUGUCCCGCGCCGCGCGUUAGCGCUCCUCAGCUCCCAGGCGGUCGAUGGGACCGAGCGCCGUGGAGCAGGAGGAGGCGCCCGUCGGGGGGCUCGGGCAGCGCGGGAGCCCGCCGGGGGGCUCGGGCAUGCGGGCCCGCAGGACCUGAGCCGUGCUCCGUGGGGAGGCAGCCCUGUGACUGACGAUGGGGACGGAGUGGGUCUGUCAUCACGCCGGGCCGUAAGUCCUGCGCCUCUGCCUCCGCCUCGGCCCACUCAGCCCCUCCAGAAGCGCCGGGCCGCUCGGGAACAUGGCCCUGGAGCAGCUCUGUUCGGUCCUCAAAGUGUUGUUGGUAACAAUACUUGUAGUGGAAGGGAUCGCUGUGGCCCAAAAGACCCAAGAUGGACAAAAUAUUGGAAUCAAGCACAUUCCUGCAACCCAGUGUGGCAUUUGGGUUCGAACCAGUAAUGGAGGUCAUUUUGCUUCACCAAAUUAUCCUGAGUCAUAUCCACCAAACAAGGAGUGUAUCUACAUUUUGGAAGCUGCUCCACGUCAAAGAAUAGAGUUGACCUUUGAUGAACAUUAUUAUAUAGAACCAUCAUUUGAAUGUCGGUUUGAUCACUUGGAAGUUCGAGAUGGGCCAUUUGGUUUCUCUCCUCUAAUAGAUCGUUACUGUGGCAUGAAAAGUCCUCCAUUAAUCAGGUCAACAGGGAGAUUCAUGUGGAUUAAAUUUAGUUCUGAUGAAGAACUUGAAGGACUGGGAUUUCGAGCAAAAUACUCAUUUAUUCCAGAUCCAGACUUUACUUACCUAGGAGGUAUUUUAAAUCCCAUCCCAGAUUGCCAGUUUGAGCUCUCAGGAGCUGAUGGAAUAGUACGUUCUAGUCAGGUAGAACAAGAAGAAAAAACAAAACCUGGCCAAGCAGUUGAUUGCAUAUGGACGAUUAAAGCUACUCCAAAAGCUAAGAUAUAUUUGAGGUUCCUAGAUUAUCAAAUGGAGCACUCAAAUGAAUGCAAGAGAAACUUCGUUGCAGUAUAUGAUGGAAGCAGUGCUAUUGAAAAUCUGAAGGCCAAGUUUUGCAGCACUGUGGCCAAUGAUGUAAUGCUUAAAACAGGAGUUGGAGUGAUACGAAUGUGGGCAGAUGAAGGUAGUCGGCUUAGCAGAUUUAGAAUGCUUUUUACUUCCUUUGUGGAACCUCCCUGUACAGGCAGCACUUUCUUUUGCCAUAGCAACAUGUGCAUCAAUAAUUCUUUGGUCUGUAAUGGUGUUCAAAAUUGUGCAUACCCCUGGGAUGAAAAUCAUUGUAAAGAAAAGAAAAAAGCUGGACUAUUUGAACAAAUCACUAAAACUCAUGGAACGAUUAUUGGCAUUACAUCAGGAAUUGUCUUGGUUCUUCUCAUUAUUUCUAUUUUAGUGCAAGUGAAACAGCCCCGAAAAAAGGUCAUGGCUUGCAAAACUGCUUUCAAUAAAACUGGGUUCCAAGAAGUGUUUGAUCCUCCUCAUUAUGAACUAUUUUCACUAAGGGACAAAGAGAUUUCUGCAGACCUGGCAGACUUGUCAGAAGAAUUGGACAACUACCAGAAGAUGCGGCGCUCCUCCACUGCCUCACGGUGCAUUCAUGACCAUCACUGUGGGUCGCAAGCAUCCAGUGUCAAACAAAGCAGGACCAACCUCAGUUCCAUGGAACUUCCUUUCCGAAAUGAUUUUGCACAACCACAGCCAAUGAAAACGUUUAAUAGCACCUUCAAAAAAAGUAGCUACACUUUCAAACAGGCACAUGAGUGCCCUGAACAGGCCCUAGAAGACAGAGUAAUGGAGGAAAUUCCCUGUGAAAUUUAUGUGAGAGGGCGAGAAGAUUCUGCACAAGCAUCCAUAUCCAUCGACUUUUAAUCUUCUAUUAAAGGUGACAUUAAUUAUUAAGUAUGUAUGUAUGCAGCCUACAGAGCAUCCAUUCUGUUUUCAGCAACCAACUCUUUUUUCCUAUCAAAACUAGGAAGACCUUCAUUUGCCAUUUCCCUGUUGCAUUGAUGACAUUUUUAUCAUCUCAGGCAGUCUCUAUAUGUUAAACCAAACAAGGAACUUAAUAUAUUCAGUGGAAAAAAAUAAUCAUCAUCUGUUGCUUGGUGUCAUGUAAACAAAGCAUCACCAGUUAAAUAGCAGGUGAAGAGGGGCUUAGUGGUGUUGAGCCAGGCUCGGGCCGCUUGUUAGUUUUUAGCAUCAGAAAUACUGCUCUUGACUGACCUAGCUCUGCCAGUAUUUUUAUCCCAUAAUAAACUUUAAAAUAAGGUUUUCUUUACAGUCCUUUUAUUUUUAAUUUGUUUUAUAUGACUAUAGUUUUGCCAUUUCAGUUUCCUACAUAAGUGGUUAAUAUACCACUUACUUCAACACAGGCAUUUGUUCUUGAAUUUGUCAAAAUACAGCUACUUACUGUGAUAAGUGCCAGUUAAGACUCAGUUAUAUUUAGUUCUGUUUCUUCUACACUAAUUUUUACACUACUGCCUUUUAAUUACUGGAUUAUUAAUCCUUAUUUUUUAUGAGAAAUAGAUAUGAUUUAUCACCCUUAAAUCAUAUUUUUUCUCUAUUGUAUUAUACUAGUAAACUUCAUGAUCCUGAGAUGUAUGCAUCUUACCAAUAUGACUAAAAAUUUGAGAAAGAUAAAAACGUCUAGCAAACCUUUGAAAUCUCCCAUAUUUGGUCACAUUCAAUGACAGCCCCCAUUUAUUCCAAUAAACAAGUCAUUUAAUUUGCUUGUCAGGAGGCCUGUAAUUGUAUUUAUUUGCAGUGUUUCUCAUCCCCAAAUCUACAUUUCCUAUAAUUUUUGUAAAAAGAUUACUUCAUUUGUAUUGGUUUAUCUUUUGACAUUUGGUAACCAAGUUUCUGUGAGAGUUAAAGGAAAAUUCCUAAGAAACUGUGCAAGCCUUUGAUGGCUUCUUUCUUGGGACAGUACAUUUUUCUAACUCUUAUCAAGAAUAAUAAUUUUGACUUUUUUUUAAACUGCACUUUUGACCUUAUUUUUUUUUAUGGUAUGUAAAACAAUAAUUUAUAAACAUGAUAUAAAAACUCAUUGUGUUUUUUUAGACUUUUGAUAUUAUUUGAUACUGUACAAAUUAUUAAAUCAAGAUUAAAGACCUGCAUUACACAUUUCUUUCAGUGUUCACAUUAGCAGCUUUAUAUACAAACAUGCUUUGUUAGAACUGUGCACCAUAAUUUAUUAUAAAGACCUUGGUAAUGUGUACAUAAGCUUUCUCUUUCCUUUUGUUACCAUAUUUAGUUUGUGAUAAAUUUUCCACUGUGCGAUAUUUAUUGCUCUAAAUCACUACGCAUAUCUUAUUAAAAUGUACAUUGUUAAAUUAUCCUUCAAUCAUGUUAUUUAUGGCACUGCUAUUUUGGGUCUUACAGUAUAUGUGGAAUGAAAUCCAUUUAUUGUAACUAAUAGAGACAUGUCAUUUAUAAGAGGUAGAUUCUCAUUUUUUACAUUUCUUGUAAAUUCUCAAUGAAAUGAGAAGUUGAAGUUUCACUGGAUUUCAUUCAUUCUUUUUCAUAGAUAUGUUCUCUCAGAUUAGUGAAUGCUGUGACACUUAUAAUACUGCCUCAGUGUUUCCUAUAUCAUAUUUUUUAUUUUUAAAAAAGUAGAUUAUAUCCAGGAGAUAAAACCUACACAUAAUUCAUGAUUUAAUUUUUUAAGUCAGCACAAUUUCCUCUCUUAAAAAUACAACUGAGAAAGGUAAAAAGACUUAAUGAGUAGUAGCCAAAUGAACUAAUAACCAGAGACAGAUUGAAUAACUUAAGUUGUUUCAAUAGCUAAGUUGAGUAGGCCUUUUGAUUUCAGUAGGUAACAGACCAGCCAACAUUUGAAAAAUGUAGUAAAUAAUACUUUAUACAACUGUGAUCUUGUUAUGAUUAUGGGGAGGUUAGCAUAUUUUCUACAUAAAAUUUUAUUCAUUAUAAAAAUAGCUAUUAAAUUUGUCCUUAACCUCUAGAUUAGACUGGAAGAUAAUACACUAUAUUAUUGAUCGUCACUUGUAACUAUGUUUUUAUUUUGGGUAUUUGUAUCCUUUUUUAAAAGGGCUUAAAGAGACCUGCAAAAUAGAGAACCUUUGAAGAAGACAUUGAAUAUUAACUUGCUGAAUCUGGCCUCAAUCCUCCUGCCUCAGUCUCCCAAUACCUGAAAUUACAAGUGUGUGCCAUCACACCCAGCCGACAUCGCCUAAUAAAACAGAAUAGAAAUACAUGGUUUCAUGCAACUCAGCAAGUAAAGCUUGGACAGCCAAUUUUAUUCUAAAUUUUCUGCCUGCUAAAAUAAAAGGAAGUUUUUCCUUUUCUCAGUAAAAAGCACAAACUUGCCAGGUGCAGUAGCGCACACCUGCAAUUCAAGCAGCUCAGGAGGCUGAGA